Messenger RNA from Saxophila tyrrhenica, 1038 nucleotides. RefSeq lists its product as uncharacterized. The transcript has 5 exons. Bases 1 to 1038 code for a protein of 345 amino acids. Gene Ontology annotation, molecular function: serine-type carboxypeptidase activity. Gene Ontology annotation, biological process: proteolysis. Lineage: Eukaryota; Fungi; Ascomycota; Dothideomycetes; Mycosphaerellales; Extremaceae. The record is from RefSeq and is a predicted model, not a curated record.
AUGCAUAUCUUAUUGUUUCUGGGUGCUCUCCUCGGCGCAGCCGGCGUGAGCGCGGUGGAGAGUCCACACAAGAGAGCGCUGCCGAAGCGAAAGGCUGCUAUCCCCAACACUGAGCGAGCCAACAGUGCCCAUGCGAAGAGAGCGCAUUUGAAUGACAAGACGAAGAAGUUUGCCGUCGAUGGCAAAGGCCUUCCAGAGGUAAACUUCGACAUCGGGGAGUCUUACGCUGGCACCCUCUCCAUCGAUGAUGACCCCGACAACGAGAACCAGCUCUGGUUCUGGUUCUUCCCGUCGGAGAACCCGGCUGCUGGCAACGAGAUCACGUUGUGGUUGAACGGUGGGCCUGGGUGUUCCAGCUUAGAUGGACUGCUGCAGGAGAAUGGACCCUUCUUGUGGCAGAGUGGCACUUUCAGGCCUAUCGCAAAUCCGUACUCAUGGGUGAAUCUUACGAAUAUGGUGUGGGUUGACCAGCCCAUUGGGACUGGUUUCAGCCCCAAUGCAAAGGGUGCCGUGAAAAAGCUGAAGACGGAGCACGACGUCUCGGUCGACUUUAUGGGCUUCUGGAAGAACUUCAUGGAGACCUUCAAUCUUACCGGAAGAGACGUAUACCUGACGGGAGAGAGCUACGCCGGCCAAUACAUCCCCUACAUCUCCUACAACAUGCUUCAAGCCAACGACACCGACUACUAUAACGUCAAAGGCAUCCAGAUCAAUGAUCCAAGCAUCAACGAAGGAGACACCAUGACCGAAGCUCCCGCCAUCAACUACGUGAACGAGUACUCCAACAUCUUCAACCUCAACGAAACCACCAUGGCCUGGUUGAAUCAGCGAAACGAGGAGUGCGGUUACGCCGACUUCAUGGAGAACGCGCUGUCGUACCCACCCAAGGGACCUAUCCCUACGGCGCCGGAUAGCUACAGGAAGCAUUGCAACCUGUGGGAGUAUGCUACUUCGGCUGCGAUUUACAUUAAUCCGUGCUUUAACUUUUAUCAUAUCAUCGGUCAGUCUGGCAAUCCUGCUGUGUGUGGAUCACGCUGA